CCUACUUUCUGGUUGAGUUGGACGUAUUUAACGUACUUGAGCGGACGAUUUUUGCCAAGGUAAAGUCAUCCAUUUACUAUAAACUUUCCAACUUGAUCCCUGUAACUAAUAGCGAGGAAAAUGUGUCUGUAGAGCCAAGUUGUUUAGCCUCGUGGCUUAGUGCUUCGGUUCUUGUGGAUUUACAUUUUCGAAUUUUUGGCGAAUCGGUGCUCAUAGUUAUACUUAAUACCUCCACAUCCACCCGCUUUUGAUGUUUGGCUACUCAUUCCUUACCAUUUUUCCGGAUUCGGCUUUAAGGACAGAAUACUCACCUAAGUUUCAGCCUUCAAAGCGUUUCCUAACCAUAUGAAACUCGAAAAUCGAGCAAUGACGCUGCCAUUUUGGAUGGCGUAAUUUCUCAACCUUGCUGGGAAAUAAACCUGGUUGCCGUAAGGGCCGUAUCGCUUCGAGCGAGAACGUGUGUGUUGAUAGGAACGAUGCGUCUGAAAGACUAAACAGUUUGAAAUGGUCGACUGCGUUCGUAGUGAAUUCAGAGAAACUGCACGAGAGUGCAGCUGUUGUCUCGAACAGCCCGAAUCAGAAGGCAGGUUUUACGGAGUUUAUCUCAUGAACAUUGUACUCACUGCACACAUCACGCUGCAUACAAGAAUAUCGUUGGGAAUCGAACUUUGCCAGAAUCUGACAUGUGUUAUAAUUCUCUCGUAUCAAACCUGGCCAUAAUAGAGCUUCGAAUUUUCUUCUACUUGGUUUUUAUAUUAUCAUAAUUGUUGUUUUUUUUUCUAUAAUUUUUUUUACAAAUCGAGCUAUCACCCCACUUGUAAAUAAACAUUGAUGGUGGUUCAGUUUUAGUCUCAAAUACCAUGAAACAAACUCUUGAAUUAACGACUGUUUGGACUUGAUUCACCUGGUUAAUAAUUGUUAUGAAAUGUGUCUAUUGUGCCAAAACGUAUAACUCCUGGCUUAGUGCUUCAAUUAAUGCUUUCUGCAUGUUGGUUAAAGAUGUUUGUAUUUUUGGAACCAUCUACUUAUCAGUAUUCAGACCAUUAUGUUUUCACAUUCGGUAGUAUUUGAUGUGUGUUCACCAACUGUCUACUAUUUUGCCAAAUUUUGCCAGAUUUGCUUAGAAAAUUAGGGAAAUUCUCAAGAUAAUAUCUUCUGUGCCAAGGGACAGUGAAAACAAGUAAUUAAUUAAAAUUAGAUGUAGAGAAUUAGCACCAUAAUAAAGAAAGGUGUGAAGGAUCAUUUUUUCACUUGAAUUAUAUCAUAUAUUUCCUCACUCCUAUCAGAGUGAAAUUCCCCCAGUAGCAAUGAAAUUACAAUAUGAUUCAGAUGGCUUCUUGUUUUACCUUUAAAAAUGCACAAGAAACCUUUAAUCCUAUUUUGUCUACCAAAAUUUACCAUUGUCGGCUAAACAAGGUUGAGAAAGAUGGUCAAAGCAUUUAAUUACACAAGAGGAGGCUUUCAGAAAGAUAGUGGCCUCAUAGAAUUAAAAAAGGUUCCCUUAUUGUCUGCUAUAGUACCACUCAACAUUGAGUUGACAGUUUUGACUUGAAACUCCAUUCUCAAUCCUUGAAACUGUUGAGAAUCAGGGAUCAAGAAUGGAGGAUCAAGACCCUCCAAAAGCUUUUUUUUUCAGGAUUUUGAUCUACAGUUUUAAGGUAAUGAUUUCACUCUUGCAAGCAAAACAAUAGCAAAGGACAAAGUACUUGAAACAUGAAUUCUUGAUCACACUUGAAUCAAGUAUUUCAAAUCUCUAGCAUUUCUGAUACUAAUAAAAACAGCAUACCAAAUAAUAUAAAUGUAAACAAACAUAUUCCCAAGGAACGGAGAGGAGAGGUCUAGUUUUGUGAAUGUAGUAUGCAGAGGAACAAUUCUUGAUUAUCAUGGGGAGAUCAUUCACAUAUUGUAUAUUCUUUACAGUACUGGGCAGAGGAUACUGUUUCAAAUGGAAUUGUUCAGACAAUGGAUGGCUUCACAAUACAAAGGAUGUGUGUAAAGGAAUGUUGUUACAUUCACACACAAGAAAAUCAAUCUUAUUUACUUUUUCAGGACCCACAGAUUUAAAAAAAAGGCAUUAAAUUAAUUUGCUACAGCUAUUUUGUUCUUGCCAUUGGUUUUUUUGUUUGUGGCCUAGAACAUUUUUAUAUUGCAUUGCCUGUAAUAAUCAUAAGUAUUUCUCUAUAGGAGACAUGACUUCAUGGCUUCUGUAACAUCAUCAUACCCUUAUACGAAAGAAACCUUAAAUUAUGCCAAGCUGUGUCGCCUUCUUGUUGAGGUGGGAUCUCUUGUGUUAAGGGAUUCUUUUGACAAAGUAUGUUCACCAGCAAACCUUCACGCAGUUCUGGCUCAUCCUUCAAACCAAGCAAAAUUACUAACACUUAGAAAGAAGAGAGUCCUGAAUAUCUCCCAGUGGUACAGACUGUAUCCUGCCAUCAGAUCAUCAGUUUCAUCAAAGUUCUUAGACAGCUCCCUACUGCUGCUACUUCUAAGGAAUAUCUUUGGUCUGACUCUCCCUGCCUCCAGCUUGAAUAACCUUCCACCAUGGUCAGAUACUUCUACAGUAGCUGACAUCACUCGCAUCAAGUUCUUUAGGGACAAAAUUUAUAGUCUUGUUACGCAGGCUUCAGUUGAUGAUCCAACCUUUAGUUUGUACUGGAACAACAUCAAAGAAACCUUUCUGCGUAUUGGAGGGGCCCAUUAUGAGAAUAUCAUCAAUGAUCUUGAAACUGACAGUAUGGACCCAGAUAUAGAGGAUCAUUACCGAGUUCUUUUCAGAGAGUGGUUGAAGGAGGAUGACUGUAUCACAGACAAAUCACAUGAAGAUGAAGCAGUCAAAAAGGCCUCUAAGGAAGAGGUCAUGGAAGGUUCCAUUGGCAUUUCUGGACAAAAAUCAGGGAUUGAAGGUGUGUGUAACUUUUGUCAAUACUGAGUCUUAAACAUGCAGUACUGUUCAGAGAUAUGUUGACCAAAAAACACGUGUAAAACAGGCCAAAAAGUGCAUGUCAGUGCAAUAUAAAAAUAUGCUUGUCAAAAAAUCACACUUGGGUGCAUAAGCUUGAUACAUCUGCCUCAGUGUGUAGGAGGUAGGCCUUUUGUUUUGCUAUUGUUGAUGGUUUAUUGUUUUAAAGAAUGGGCUCCAAUGUAAUAGCACUAAAAUACUACAUGGCUACCAAGUAAAUUGGUUCACUUCAAUCACCAUUUGAACCAACCUUCCCAAUUUGCAGUUGCAUACUAAUGCAACCUUUAUAAUUGGAAUAUAUAAAUGAGUGCUCAUUUUCCAAUGGAAUUCUUUUAUCAAAAUAGCUAUAUCUCACUUUGCAUAAAAAAAAAAACAUCCAUUGCAAUGGCUUGGGUAUGCGUCCAAAAUAGAUUUAUUCCCAGUGUAUCAUAUUUCAGCAGAAUCAGCUAAGGUGCCUAUUUGUAACCAGUUGCUGCAUUCUGAAUACAAACCCACAUGCAAAUGCUCAUUUCAUAGCUUUUAUUGUCAGUAAACAUGCUUUACUCGAAAACUGGUUUAUUCAUCAUGCUUAUUAUACAAAAAACUGAGAAGUUCUACUUGCUUAUUGUAAUAAUUUGGUUACCUGUCACAACUUCAUGACUCUGAAAACUGAUUUGCUUCUCAUUCUAUUAUUUGUCAAAUCAUUACUCAAUGUUCACCAAAUUGCUCAAAAGAGGAAGGGAAAAAAAUUAAAUGCAGGAUACUUAUUGAUACAUGUGGUGAUCAUAGGUAAGUUUGAAGUUUUGAAUCAAUCAUCACAUGUGAUGCAAACACCAAAUUGUUUACAUUCCAGUGUGUAAACAUUCAAGGGAGUGUGUGUAAACAUUAAAUUCCAAUGAUUAAAUUGGGAAGCAUAUGAGUGAGUGUGUUGCAAUGCCUUGUGUAAGUGGCAUUUUCCUUUCCCUUCUGAUCCAUCAACAACUCAGAUCAAGCAAAUCUACUGCUACUGCUCAUUAUUUGAUAAAUUUACUAAGCAAUACAACAUGUAUGAGUGUAAUGUGAUAGCUUUUUUCAUUAUAUAAUUUUCCAUAUUCAAACCCAAAAGUUCUUUGUUUUACACAACAAUUCAACAAAAAGGAAACUUGUUGCACUGAAUAACAAAGAGCAACUAAAUUUUUUUUUACUGUGCCAGCAGAGAAAAUAAUCAUACAUGGGUGUCUGACUACCCUGCUUCUGAGCAUGUGAAAUGCAUCUGCACAGUCAACAUAUAUGUGAGCAGUGCUGUAGUGUGAACAGUGUUUGAUAAUUUCAGUCAUGGUGUCAAAGACAAAGUCUGCCCUGGAAACCACAAGAUUUUUUUCCUUACCAUUCAAAAAGAAUGCAGGAAAGUGUGACAGGGACUGACAGGUUUUUAAGAUUUAAAACAGUGACCUAAUGGUUUGAAAGUUUAAUUGGAAGGCUCUAUUUCUCUCUCCCUCUCUCUUUCAAGGUGAAGUAAUGUGACAGCUUUGUUCUUUAUAAGGUUUAUACUCUUUUUCUUUUACAAAAAUGAAAACAUCAGUUACUUGGUGUCCCACCUCAACCCACCUAACAAAAAAAAUAACUGAAGCAUGCAUACCAUGCCUAUGUUUUAAUCAAUGUGAUCAGAAACUAAUUGAAGAACUUUCCAGAGAGCUAGGAAGAAUUUUGGAUUGUUCAAAUUUUAAAGCUCAUUCAGAGAAAAAAAUUGUGAAUGGUUAUGUUGCUCUUUGAAAUCUAAAACCAUGGUAAGUGGUUAAAUUAUUUUUUUUUUACUCGUAUCCUUUGUAUUAGGGGAUUUAAAAUUCAUUUGAUUCUUGAAGCAUAGUUCUUUGUUAGCUUAAAAGGAAUUUUCUCCAAAUUGUUUUGUCAAGAAGUCACAGUGAAGUUAUCAGUCAGACUGUGACUGAAAACAGUCAUAAAUCGUAUUUAAGAUAAAAAGGCUGCAAGCAUUGUUAUUUAUUGAUCAUCUUACAUUCAGCAUGUCCUUGUAAAAUUGUUUGUAAAUUCAUUGUCAGAUAUCUAGAAAAUAUAAAUUGCAUUCUUCUUUUUCAGAGUUUGUACCAAUGCCAGUGGAAACUAAAUCAGAAGAUUGCAAUGCCACCCCACCAGAGCUAAGUGGGAAACUUCCACUUUUGAGUGAUCUUCCAAGGAUUACUUGUCCUUGGGAAACUGUUCAACUUCCUGUUGAUAUUCUUUUAUUAACAGUGGACGAAUGUGAGUUCUUAAGCUGCUUUGCCUACCUGCAGAAACCUUUUAAGAGUUACCACAUCAGUGCUGGGUUUGUGUACUUUGGGUGCAUGGGUGAUGAUCAAGGAAAGGAAAUGAAAAUUGCAUUGAUUAGAUGCCCCAAAAAUUCUGAUGCUCCUGGGUGUUCUUUUUCUGUUUCAAGAGAUACCAUCUUGCUACUGAGACCCAAGGCUAUUUUUUCUGUUGGUGCCUGCAGUGGCUUGAACAGCAGGACAGUCAAGUUGGGAGAUGUGGUUGUUUCAGCAAAGCUGAUAACAGCUACACACAAAACUCCCCCCUGCAGAGAUAUUGGUAACCUGAUCAAACAUGUGGCUGAUGGAUGGAAGGCACCUUUGCAAAAUGCGGAUGAAUAUAAUGCCAAAGUGCACUGUGAUGGAGUGGUUCUGAGUAUCUCAGAGGCAAACAGAGAUGUAAUCGACCAAUAUCCUGAAGUAAUUGCAGCUGAAAGGGAAGGUGAAGGUGAGAAUUAUAAUAAUUUUGAUUCAUGAGCUAAGGAUAUUUCAGCAGUUUUUCAAAUUUCCCUGACUUUUCCCACAUGUUGCAAGUGAUUUGAAAAACACUUCUGGAAGUUUGUCCAUCUAUUCAACAAACAAUAUACGUGUAACAUGUACAGUAGUAUGAAAACUUUGCAGAAAUUACAUGUACCAGUAUAGCUUGUGUUGAAGUGAUUUUGUGUGAAGUUGCCCCAGGAAUAACUUUUUGCAGGUGAAGGCCACUAAGAUGCCUCUGGGAACAAAAAGAAGAAAAUGCAACACAAACCAUUAAAUAACAAGAGCAAUUGAAAGUCACAUUGUUCUGAUAAUUUUGGAUCUUUUAUUUUUUAAUUGAACAACUGUGCUCCAUUGGGUGCAUGUAUGUAGGCAUGAAUUGUCAAAAGUUUGUCUUGUGAAAAAUGUAGGAAGUUACUGGUUGCAGGAAUUAGCCUCUGGUACAUGUAAGUAACCUUAUCUGAUUUGAUUAACUUGAGAGCAAAGAAUUUUUUUUCAGGAAUACAAUUGUUAGAUGCUAAGAUUGAAUGGGUAUCUGUCAAAGGCAUCAAAGACUUUAUAGAUGACAAGCAGUCUUCAAGUGAGAAAUGGGAAGAAGUUGCUUGUUUGAUGGCAGCAUCUGUAGUGGCCAAAAUUUUGAGUGAUCCAGUCAUGUUCCAAGAUUGGCCUCACUUUAAUGCAGGUAUUGCUUCCUAUCUUAAUCUUUCUUUCAUUUUUACAGUAAUAGAUCUGAUUUUGAUCUGUCUACGUGUAAACAUGUAUAUAUCACAAAUCAAGAUGACUCACAUGCAUCAUAUUUCCUUGAAGAAGCACUCAUGCUUUAGUAAGCACCACCCUUGAAUAAGCUGCCCCCUUCCUCCCUUACUUUCAUAAGAGGUAGAAACACAAGGAAAACCUGUUUCCAUUGCCACUUUAUUUAUAACUUUUUAGCAUCAAUGGCAGCAGAAUCAGUACAGGAGAAUAGUUUAUUUCCUGUUAAAGUUACUUCCAGCUAUAUCUAUUUCCACAUGCUUGCAGAGUCCCUGUACACUGUAUGUGCUUAUCUGUUCUUUGAAUUUUUGUCCUAUUGCUGUGCUAACUUAAUAAGAUACCCCUUGGGCAGCAUUUAUCUUCUGACACUUUUCUGGGAAGAAACUUAUGAGUGCAUUGACAAAUCCAAUAAUGAGGGACAGUUCAUUUCCAUGACCUUGGAGAAUAACUUCAUGUUUACCAUAGUUAGCUCAGUUUAUAUUCAUGUAAAACAGCCAAAACUUUAAAAAUUAGACACUUAAAAUCUGUUGACUUUGUUGAAACCAAUUUAUCUUGAUUUGAAGUGAGUUGAAAUAUAUCCCUCAGCCAAAUUACAACACAUGAAAUACACGAGUCAAACACAUGUCUCAAACCUCCUAGAAAUAUAUUUAUCCAUUUCUACAUAAAUUUUGAUUUUAAAACUGUCCAGAGUGAGGCAAGUAAUGGUACAUGCUUGCACACUUUCAUAUUGUUUUGCACCAUGUUUGGAUUAAGGAAUAUAUUUUAAAUGAAUUAAUUAAUUCCUCUAGUGCUUUUGGCAACGAAAAUGGUUCAAUUUAGUAACACUAUAUUUGUUAAUUAUUUCAUUUAGAUACCAGUGAAUCACCCACACCAGGUAAGAUUAAGUUAAACAUGUUUUCAUGAGUGAUAGGGUUAACUAGUGAGUUUUUGCUGCUAGAAAACAUUUGCAUAUGGAGAUUUGUAGACUGCUUGUGGAAAGUGUCUAUAAUUCUGCAGUGCUGGAUGGUUACCAUUAUACUUGAUCUUUCCAUGACUUUUUGGAAGCUUUCGAGCAAACUCAAAAAGUGACACUUACAUUUAGAACACCUCGUAAUCUCUUGCAAGUCUUUCAAUCGACUUUUACCUUAACAACACAAAGGUUUGUUGAAACGUGAAAAGCUGUAUCACGCUUCCUUAUUAACUCACAAUUUAUUCACUUAAUUGAACGAUUUUACUACAACGCUUCGGUUAACUCCCACUCACAACUCUCGGCUUAUUCGAAGGAAACACACACUCAGCGUCCCGUUGUAACAGUGCCAUAAUAAAACACGUGUCACAUACAUGUUUACUUAGUUAUGUAUUAAUAAACUAAAUCAUUUAUAAAUGUUAAUCAAAUAGGAAUAAUUAACGUGUCGCACAGUUUCCAACAGGUUGAUAAAAAAAAUGAUUAAUUUAAUGGGUGCUAUCCAUUUGCAAGGGAGACAACAACGAUAAAACAAGCAAAAUCGCACGUAAAAUGUUACCUAUUCACUCAAGCCGAAUGUACUGCUUUGAGUAUCAAUUUUAAGGUUGGCUAUAAUUUCUGAUCAGUGUAUCAUAAAGUGCAUCAGACUUUGCAAUUCUUUCCUUCCUGCCGCUUUUAGUCUGGGUUUUUCUCUGUGGGGCAGACCAAACCGACUCUUUUAGUCAGAUUUUGCCAGUUUGAAGGUGUUUGUCAAUAAAUGAGAAUUUUGUAAAUUGAAAAUUACGCCCAUUGUUGUUUUUAGAAUCAUGAUUCAACGCAUUGUUCUCUCUUGAGAGCUAGCGCCAACGCACUGUACGAUUGUUAUUCGAGGACUGUCGAUUCAUUUAUUUAUUAAUGAAGUCGGCUUUUCUUGUCAGUAAAGGGCUAUUGUGUCUCAAGGUAGAUCUGGAAUUUUUCUUUUCGUGUUCAACUUAAAGUAAAUUCCAUAUCUACGGGCACCCAUAUAUUAUUCUGUUUGUAGUGUUUAUUGGAACUAUUUGCUUUGCUGACAAAGAAAGUUAAGAAAAGAGGCCUAUAGGUAUUGCCAAGGGAAUUAAAAUUGCAAUAAAUUUUGAUUAAAAAGCCAGCAAUUUCCAUUCAAAGGCCUUUCUCUGCAGUGGGAAUGACUUUAAAGUGUGUGCAUUCGAUGUCUUUGUUCUUUAUUUUAAAUGCUUCAUUCUUGGAUGGUAAAGCUGUUUUUAUCAUCGCUGUGCUCCCUAAGCUUAAGAUCAGACAAGAAAAAUGGGAUAUUUUAGCUUUAAUAGGCCAGAUUAAGAAACAAACAAUAUGACGCCGAGAAAAACCAAACAGAUUUGAGCAAUAAUAUAUUAUAAAUUUAUAAAAGAUAAUUAUCAAGAGCAAUGGUUAUUAUGAAAAUAGGGAUGAUGAUUGUUGAAGUCUAUCCAAUAUUUUUGCUCGCGCGCGCGAUUGUUUUAAGCGCAUCACGUCGAGUGUGCCCCAGCUAAAACUGGGGAAUAUCCGAAGAUAUACCCAACGUUACAUUCCCCAAUUUUCAACCAUUUUUCUACUAUGAUAAAAGCGGUCGUUAAAAAUUUAAUCCGAGAUGAGAGACCGUUAAGUUAUUGUUACAGAAAAGUGACAUAUUUGAUUGUUCAUAAAGACGUACCGGAGAAAACUGAAAAUCAAACACCACUCGCAGAAAACGUUAAAUUGCCCGUAACCAUUUUUUGGUUAAUUUUUUUUCUCUAAAAAAAACAACUUUACGAAAGUGUAACGACUGGUAUGUUGCCCGCACCAAUCUAAUCGCCACAGACGGGUGCGUAUCACGCGCCAAUCAGAUCACAGCAUUGGGAUAGGUUUGCACCAAUCAGAGUAUUGUCCCUCGUGUCAAUCAUUUAAUGAAAUCAAGGUACUGCUAAAUGGUGCAAUGGAAUCCAAUCAGCAUUACCGCAUACCAAUUUGAGACUAGCAAAGAAUUGUGAGGUCUUCUACUCAGUGUAAUGCUUCAUGUCCUUCGUGACGACUUCGUCGCUCUGAUUUUCUUGAGAUUAGAAAGGUCGUCAGAAUGUUUUUCUACCAAUAAGAAGUUAAAUAGAGAAUAACACAUGGGCGGGCGUAGAUAUGGAAUUUCUCUUGAGUGUUUAACCUUCCACAUUCCAAGCUUUUGAUUUAUCUACGAUGAAACUUGUGGACUCAAUGGUAAAAAUUAUAUCUGACACGAAUAAUUUUUCAUAGGCUGUUCCUUAAACAUAAAUGUCAUGGCUGCAACCUCUGCGUCAUUUACGUCCUCGAAAGACACUACCAACUAUGCAAGGCUAUGCCGCCUCUUGGUGGAUGUUGGAUCUCGGGUGCUUCGGUCCACCUUUGACAAAAUGCAUCCACCAGCGACUCUACAUACAGUUUUGGGAAGUACCUCAGUGCAUUACGCCAAAUUGCAAUCACUGUACAAAGGGAAGAAGAAAGUGCUGAAUCCCACGCAAUGGGGCAAGUUGUACCCUACUCACUCAUCCGUGUCUUCUACAGCCUUCGAUAUCACACUCCUAACGGUGCUUCUUAGAAAUAUCUGUGGUUUGGGCCCUCCUGCCAAUGGAUGGGAUCGUCUUCCCCUAGCUGCAAACAUAAGCAUCGCAGAUGACAUCGCCAGAGUUAAAUAUUACAGGAACACUGUUUACGGCCAUGCUUCUCAAGCCUCUGUGGAUGACAGUAGUUUCAGUGCUUACUGGCAGGAAAUACGAGAAGCUUUGGUGAGAUUGGGAGGAACUCAUUUUAGAGCUGAAAUCGACAGUCUUGAGCAUGACUGCAUGGAUCCAGAUAUCGAGGAACAUUAUCGUGAACUGAUGAAACAAUGGAAGAAAGACGAUGACAGCAUCAAAGACAAACUUGAAGAAAUUGAAGGUAAGAAAAACAUUGUCCAAUGCUAAUAUGGAUGAAUCAGAAGGCUACAAAAGUAGAUAUUUUCAGUUAAACACGACAGUGUAGGCUAAUUCAUGAUGUUUUCAUUUUGGUCGGAACGACUCAUAUUUGGAACAUUAUUUCUAGCGUUAUGUGUGAAAAAUGAAGAAAUAACCCACAUGUUGACAUCCUGUUUUCAUUGGCAGUAUUUUUGUCUGUGUGGCUACUCGUGUACAACUGCUACUUGAGUUUGAUGUAUUCGGAAUCGACUAGAUAUCGAUAUACGUAUCAUUAUUUUACGUGCACCUUAACGUGAGGUUCUGAUAUAAAUAUGCUCAUGAAAUUGCGCAUACCUUUCGAAAUUUUCUGAUUCGCUGGAAAACAUGAGAGGCAUUAAGGAGAGAAACUUCAGAGACACGACUUACAAGAUAGAGAUUGAAAUGAAACAGGUGAAAGAAAAGCUUAGUAGUCUGACGGCCUCAGUUGAAAAACGCACACAAUAAGUUUAGUUGGUAAAGAGAGAUCACAGAAAAAAAUUUUUAAGAGCGACACAGCUCUCGUGCAUGACGACAGUAGUCGAUAGAUGUCGGCUAACACAGCAUAUUUUAGUACUUUAGUGAUCUAAGAGCACACCCUGGCCACUACUCGCACUGGCUGUACAUGAAGAUACUUUGUAAUGGGUGGGAUACCACGGAAUCUGAGAUUUUCUGCCCCGGCUACCUCUCGGAUUUGAUGGUGUUUUGACAUAUGUAUGAUCGUAGCCUAGAUAUGUAAGUUUUACUGCGCGUGCGUGAGGAGAAGGAUCUGGGUGUAGUUACCUCGGACAAACUUACCUGGGACCCACAUGUUCACCUGAUACAGCAAAAGCAAACAAACUUAUAGGUCUUUUGAAGAGAUCAUGUCAUUGUUUACUCAAGUGGCAGUAAGAAGGUCCUUAUAUAUAGCGACUGUGAAGCCUCGCCUUUGUUAUGCGGGUAUCAGCGGCCAUCCCGAGGGGUCGACCCCCGGGCACCCAGGGGCAUUUGUCACAGCUGCCUUGACAAAUACAUGCUAAAGCCCCUCGGGUAGGGCAAAAAAUUGGGACAAAUACCCCCAUCCCUGGAGCAACCUGGGCAACAUAUAGUCGGUGUUGCCUGUUCCUCGAUGCAAAAGUACAAGUGAUCAUGGUUUACUGAAGCCACAUCAGCACUAAAAUCCACACAAGUCUCUAUGGAGUCCUCAAAUUCGAGCUUUCUGGGGCAAACUUUCUUGGCUUGCGGUUGUUCAUCACACUGUCUCUUCCUAUCGGCAAGACGCUUCGAAUGCGAACUAACCGUAUGAAAUUGAAAUCUCGAUGUCGCUUUCCUUAAAAUGCAAUGAACAGAUUCUUGGAUCGCCGAGUGUCUUGAAUUUUUUAUCCGCUCGCUUACAGAAAACCUCCCACUUCUUACGCUCAUUGGGCCUUGUAGGAAAGCAAAAAUAACUAAGAUCAGGUCGUUUCUUACUUCCAUUACGGCACAGAGCAACAGCACAAUACUUGACCAUGUAACACAGGAAAAUAUUACCUCGAGGGCUAGAAGAACAUCGAGCGAGCGAGCUUGCUUGUCCUGUGGCGAAAACCGCUGAACGUUGAGACAGCAGAUUACGUGCAAAUCCCGUGGGUAUGGCCCCGGGGUAUUUUGCCAAAAACGCAAAAGCGCUCUAAUGCUCCACGUGCGGGGCAUGCCUUUGCUACAAAUCCCCUGCUAAGCCCGUGGGUUGCCCUUGGGUUGCCCGGGGAUCGACCCCUCGGGAUGGCCGCUGAUACCCGCAUUACGCUACAGAGGCCUGAUCUCCUGCUCAGAAGUCACUAGAAGUUAAGGUUGAGCAAGUUCAGCGACCUGUCACCAGAUGGAUUUUAAGUUUGAAACCAGGCCAGAUGUCAUAUGUGGAGAAACAGCUCGCCUUGGAUAUGCUACCUCUUGCUUACGAUAGAGAAAUCAAGGAUCUUGUUUUCUUUUACAAAGCUGUUUACGGACACAUUGAUAUUGACGUCUCUGAUUAUGUAACUUUUAACAAUCAUCCAUGUACACGCUUUAGUCAGUCUGCUGGCUGUUAUCUUGCCUUUCCGGCCUGUAAGACCAGCACUUUGCAAGCUUCGUAUUUUGUCCGUAUCGUAAAACUGUGGAACAACUUAUGCCGUGAAGCCUUCCCUAGUGUUUUUACCUAUCUUAGCCGCGUUGAAUCAUUUUUGAAGAAUUUGUAAAAGUCUGUUUUAAUGAAUGUCUUCUAUGUGGACCUGGUCUGCUCAUAUGAAAAGUGAGCAAAUCAGGGUUUUUUUCUGCUUUUUGCCGAUACUGGUAACACAAUGUUAAAAUAUAUUGACUCAAAUUCCACUAAACUCUGACUUAAAAGUCUCAAUGCGCGUCGAAACUUCACACAUUAUUCUAGUGCGCCUGACGAAAAUUGCAAAUGAAGUUUAGUUCUCGUUAUCUACCAAGCUUAUCUACCAAGCGAAAUCUACUAUUUUGAUCAAAAUUUGUUUGGAGAAAAAGGACUUAUGAAAUAUGUGUUUAAUUUAUUGUAAAAAAAAAUAUGUGUGUGUAUAUAUAUAUAUAUCUGAAAGUUGGACAAAUCAAUAAGACAACUUUUCUGUGACUCUGAGUUUCACGCUUACGCGAUCAUCAGACAGAUUUUAAUGACGAGUAUACCUCACUUAGUUUAAAUAUAUAUACAGUAGUUAGUUAAUUAGUAAGUCUAUUGUAAUCUGGUGUCGAUGUUCACUAGGGAGUAUUUGUUCUCAUGGCGGCAUUUGGAAAUUAAUUCAGUUCUUUUGUUAAGGUUGUUUGCUUUGUCGGCUUUAAUAAUGUAUAAUAUUUCAGUUAGGCAGAGGUGACAUCGUUUGGAAAUGUUGUUGUAGGCGCUUGCUGAAGAGGUGAUAGACCAGCUUAUUUUGUAGUUUUCAUUGUUGUCCUUGAGUUUCCAGAUGUGUUUUGCUAGUUCGGUGCGGUUGGUGUAUUUUCUGUAACGGAAUGAUAGUUUAUGUUGCAUAUAUCGUUGUUAGAAUGUUCCUUCAGUUAGUCCGAUGUAGUUCUUUCCUGUGUCGUCUUUGUCUGUGGUCACGUUGGUUUUGUAGAUUACACUGGUGGUGAGGCAGUUGUUGUCUAGCGGGCGUUGGUCUUUUUUUCCACAGUUUCAUCCGUUUUGCGGUGUGGUGGUGGUGUAGGUAAGGAGUUUCUUGUUGUGGUUGUUGAUGAUGCUGCCAAUGUUCGGCAUGCAGCUGUAGGUAAGUUGCUUUGGAUUGUUAUUUUCAGUCCGUGUUCUUUGAAGCGCCUUCUUAUUUCUUUCCGUGUUCUUUCUGCUUGAGGUCCUGUUGUGUUCUUGAAAAUGGCGAGUCCUGUAGAGUCCGAUGUUGUUUGUUCCGUAUUUGUUUGCGAGGUCGUUCAAGAUGAAAGUCCGACUAGUUCGCAUAAUUCUGCGCCGUCAAAGCUUCCCAUUGUUGCAUCAAACAUACCAUCGUUGUCUUUUUUCACCCAGGGUGAUCCGUUGUGGAGUAGGAUUGAUUUUCUGGAAUUCUUGACAAUAUUAGUGUCUUGCUUGGAUAUCUUGGUGUGUUUCCUAGCGAAGUGGUUAGCGUUGGUUGGUAGUUUUUAACUCGUGAAUUGCGCGCAUGCGCAAGAGCGAGUUGUAGAUAUGAUGUGGAGAAUGGCACUCGCUCGCUCGCUCGCUCGAUUGGUCGAUUCCUGUAAACUUUUUUUCGAUUUUAGGCUUUUGAGUGCAUUUGAUAGUUUUUGGCGAGCAAUAAACAAACGAAAUGGCGACCUUUGUGGCUAAGAAUAGUGGUGGGGUGAAAAAGAAGCCAAUGAUAAUCUUAAAAGAGUUUUUUUUUCGUUUUAGUUUCAAUAAGCGGCGCCAGCGACUGGCAGGCAUGCAAGGAUUCACACUGAAAUAACAGAACAACCUUCGUUUUUCAUAAAAUUGUAAUUUUCAAUCCUUGAACUUGAAAACAAUCCGAAGAUUCAUUGAAAAUAUCACUUACUGCGAAGCGCUCGGAGUUUACAGAUGUUCAAAAGCUUUUUCUGUUAUGGCGUGAGAUUUAGGACAAAAUCGAUCAUUACGUUUCGUAUCGUGUGUUUUUCCUGUUUGAAGCGACAAAAGAUGCCGGCGACUGACGAAAUUACAAGUUAUCACGAAAAUCAAAUAACACCUAAACAAACAAUUUUAGCUACCGAUUUUCAGUGAAUUUUUAAAGCACAAUUUUCUUUUCAAGACAAUUUGAAGAUUCAAAAUAAAUAUUACGUACUAAAAUGCGAAAAUUAUACACCACAAAAUUGAUAAAUAGGCCUGAGAUGAAAUUCUAUCUUAUUCUUGAUUAUACGUUGCCUAGCACGUGACUAAAAUCUACCCAGGCGGAGAUCCAAAAUGACGGUGGCAGUCUUGGCUUAGUUAUAUUACUCAAAACUUGUUCCCGAUUGUCUCAUUUGAUAAAGAGGGAAUCAUUAAUGUUUUCAUUAAGACAGUAUUGCCUUGGUUUUCUAAUAUUUAAAAUGAUAGGCAGUAAAUUUCACUUUUCACCCACAUUUACUUCCAACCUUUUCUUUUGAACCAGAAACAAAAAUGAUAUACGUUUAAAACACGUGAUAUCAUCCACCCAUGUCAAACGUAAUAGCAUGAUCAUUUCAAUUGUAAUGCCUUCUUAUCCCAACGUUACUCUGCUUCUUUGCUGCGAACACUGAACUACUGCUCGUACUCUAGAUAUGACAAUCAACCUCAAAAUUCCCUAAACCAGAUAACAUUAAACAUAGUCCAAAAAAUCAUGUGUCAAUUCACGAGUUUGCUCACAGAGCACUUUGAUUCAGAUAUGGAAGGGUAAAAGCUUUCGAUGUCGAAUACGGUGAAGGCGUGAAGGUGCUUGUCGGGAAUAUUUUUGAACCAGUCGAUUAUAGAGGAGGAAUUUUUCCAUUGGUUACGGGAUGUUUUGUUUCUUACGUCGGUGUUGAUUCUCUGGAGUAUUUGUUUACUUAUUCGACCAAUUUCGCUUUUGGCUGGGUUGAUUAGGCUGCAGGUUGGAUUUUUGGCGACAUUCUCUUUGUGGUCUUUGAGCGAUAUGAAGGGUUGUCGUUCUGCUAUGCGUUCGGUUCGGUCUUGGUUGUCGAGUAGUGUUGCUAUGGCUUUUGCUUCUUGGUUAAUACUGUGAAAAAUGCCUUUGCUCGCCUUUUUGUGGGUUGUCGUUAUGCUGUUUUGUACUAGUUUUUCGUGUUGUGUUUUGUCGAGUUCGUAGAGGUUAGUUGUUUUGUCGGCGGGAAUGAAGGCUUUCGUGGAGCUUUUGAUUCUUUGUAUGUCCUUAUUUCGCUGGGUUUGAAAUUCGUCUUGUGUCUUUCUGAAUUGGAUGUUGUUUACCAUGUCCACGAGGUCUGCUUCGAAUCUAUCCAGAUCUUCAUGUUGAGGGUGGCAUUUUCGGGAUUUAAAUCCGUAUUUAUCGUCGGUUCGGUGUCGGAAUCGGCGUUGUGUGUGUGUUGGUUUCUUUCAUCAGAGUUUUUUUUUUCCGUGGAAAUGAGCUUUCCAUCUCAUUCGUUUAAUAACGCUUUCGACUUUUUCGAUUAGACUUUUUAGGUAGGAGUUUCUGGGAGGUAUAGGUAUAUUCUUCAUCGAGUAGUUAAAUCUUAUCUGUUCCAUCUUUGCGCGUUGCGGCUUCGACUAGAGUGCUCGACUGUGAUAAGCAGGAGCGAUUAAUAAAUAAACCUUGAUUGUAGUCCAUCCUUGUCGUAUAUUUUUAAAAUUUUUUUUUAUUACAAUUAGAUUUCUCUACCUUUAGAUGACAAUUUUGUACAAUUAGAUUUUCCUCUUACUACGACCAGAUUUUAUUUUUUUGUAUAUAUUUUAAAUCCCUCUACUUUCCUUGGGUAGGCACCCCGCAUGGGUCUGAGUUUCCCGUUCGUGCCCAUACCCUUUGGGCUUUAAUUCGUCAUGUUUGUACAUUUUUCAUUUUGAUCAUGCCCAAUAAAGUUUGACAUAAAGUGAUGUAAAUGUGCCUAUGAAAUUGUGCUUAUCUUACCAUUCCAGAUUCGCUACGUGACUUCAGAGACACAUCUGAGAAGAUAGAGAUUGAAAUGAAGGAGGUUAAAGAGACGUUGUGUAGCCUGACGACUACAGUGGAGAAAAGCACAGAUGAAGGUUGGUUGUUAGAAAGAGCUACUCUUAAAUAAACUGAACUAUCAACAUGGAUACCGUUAACUUGAAUACAUAACACAUCUUUUGAGCGUGACCACAUUAUUCGCUUGAAGUCAGCAAAUUUAACAUACUUUUAGUUAAUGUAUUGUUGGUAGAGCACACCUCGGCUACCAACCUACUCUGGCUACAAAUGAAGAUACUGGGUAAUGUGUGAGAUGAAUGGGAUGGCACGGAACCCAAGGCUACCUUUCUGCCGUUGUAAACAUGUCCUGUAGAGAGAGAGAGAGAGAGAGAGAGAGAGAGAGAGAGAGAUAGAUAUCAUCCUAUCUUAAAAAGAUUCAGUUUUUCAAUUUCUCUGGAAUAGGAAGUCGCCGUCAAACCAAUAUUUGCCAUACAUGAUGGUCAUUAUUGUGUCGUCUUCCUCAACGCUCUACUAAGCGAUCGAGAUUUAAAAAAAAAAAAGUGUCUGCAAUGGGUUACUUUUCCCGGGAAAUCUUGAUCCAUCGUCAUUGACGCCAGGAAGUCACGUUGUUUUAUUGGUUUACGGUUUCAGGGGGCGAGAUAAUCUCCUGGUAUGGCGCGAGUUAUUUGCGAACCUUUAGGAGCUAAAAUCUCGCAUUUGAUUUUGGGAGGAAUACAACCACUUUGAGCGAAUUUAUAGAGUAUAUAGAUUUGACCGAUUUUCGUCAAAUUUCGCCGGAAUAUCCUAGGAAUAAUAACAAAUGAAACUGUGGUGGGAAAUUUUGAUAUUUGAAAUAUUUGUCCCAUGGCGUCCAUUUACGUAACACGACUCGCGUAUUUUUAGCUACCCCAACUUAAGAUGCCGUUAUCUACGCAACCAAUCAGAAUAAAGAAAAAGCCUGACAAACUUAUGUUGAUUCAUGCCUUGUGAAUGAGACUGUGGAGCCAUUUUUCUCGUGCUGCAGCAUCCGAUACCCGAUAAGAACCUUCGGUCGUUUCACGCUUUACCGGCUCCUUACACUUCCUUAAAAGGAAGGUCGCUUAAAUUAACAUUUUAUCCUUAACUGCAUUUAUCAAGCUUUCUUCUGAUACAUAGUUUGCUAGGAUUUUAGUGAAACUAGCGCGCGUAUGAAUUUUCUCCCGAAGGACACCCGCGACGGUGUAGGCCAGCUCGUGACGUUUUCUAAACGUAAAUCUGUGAUGUAAAUGUGCUUAUGACAUUGCGGCUAUCUUUCUUACAUUUUCAGAUUUGCCAGGUGACCUCGGAAACAAAACUGAGAAGAUGGAGAUUGAAAUGAAGGAGAUUCAAGAGACGCUUAGUAGCCUGACGACCGCAGUGGAAAAAAGGACAAAUAAAGGUUGGUUUCCAGAAAGAGCUACUCACAGAUAAACUGACCUAACAACAGUGAUUCCGUUAACUUGAGUACAAAACUCAUCUUCUAAGUAUGACCUCGUCUUUCACUUGAUGUUGGCCAAUUUAGAACUUUUUGUUAAUGUAUACUGUCGUAAGAGUACACCCUGGCUAUCAACUUGCUCUGGCUACAAAUGAGGAUACUAGGUAAUGUGUGAUGAAUGGGAUGGCACGGAAUCUAAGGCUACCUCUCAGAUUGGAUUGUUUUCUGACAGCACUCGUACACAUUUGGCCUAGAAGGGUUAUUGUCUUAUUUUAGUUUUACUUUUGUCAAGUGUUGUAAAUUGCUUUAAUUCUCUGCUCAACGCUAACCACUCUCGAUUACAAUAUUCACUCUCGAAGAAUUUUCCACCGCUCGCUCAUUAAAUAGAUCGACUAAAUCACUCUCGUGUACAAAAAUCUCUUAUUGUCUCUGAUCAGUUCCAGUAAAAUAUUAACCGCGUCACACCCUUAUUUAAUAUUGCGUAAUCAGAUUCUCGAUACACUCCCUUCAUGUUUUUCACUCAAGUUUGACGGCCUGGAAUAAAAUGUUCACACUCAUCAUAUUGAUAAUCAUUUCUUAAAGGUAAACAAAACGACUCUCUAUAGUGUAAGUUCGUCAGCUAAAUGCAAGCUGAUAGCACUGUUCAUUCGGACUGUUCAUUUCAGACUUCCUCUUGGAUAAUCUCUUGCAAACGCAGGCGUGCUGCAACUGCAGCAUCCCGUCUUGGGCGAAAUGGAGCAACCUCUGGGUUCAUCCCCGCCUGGGAUGCUGUCAUUUGCCUGUCACACGAUAGUUCCAACGGGUAAAGUUGUUGGAUCGCAUGUUCCACGUAGGACUUUCCUGCGCGCAAUUUUGCUCCUCUAACGACUCCGUCAUUUCCAACGAUCAAAUUUUCGAUGAUUCCCAGCGGCCACUUCCCUCUGUUCUUGUCUUUUGUUUUGAUGAUCACUACGUCACCAACAGCCGGCGUGUCUCCUCCAGCCCCUCGCUGUGCACGGUGUCUCUCACGAAGACUGCGCAGGUACUCUUUGGUCCAUCGGCUCCAUACUGCUUCCUUGCACUUCAGCAAGUGUUUUGCUCGCUUUCGCAGGUCAACGGUCUCAAUGUGGUGCGGCUGCAAUUCUGGGAGCAAAUUGCUGUUCAAAAACAACAUAGCAUUCGGUGUCAGAAGGGACAUCUGCACGUCAUCUUCUACGUAGCUUAAUGGCCGGUUGUUAAGCGUGAUCUCCACGUCCAGUAGGACUUCUUGUAACUCGUUCCACCAUAGUAGCCCAUUCCCUAUUGUCUUGUUUAGGGCUGACUUGACAAAACCAAUCAAUCUUUCAAACUGCCUUCCCCACCACGGGGCGUGGCUCAGAUUGAAUUGCCAUUUGAUCUGAUUGAUGGAGAGGCAUGUCUGCAGUCGUUCGUCUUUCAUGACAGCUCUAAUCCAGUUUGCUGCGCCAACGAAGGUUCGGCCGUUGUCUGAAUAGAUUCGUUCCGGCCGUCCUCGGCGCGCAAUAAACUGCUUCAAACUCUUUGGGCACUUUUCUGUUUCCAGGUUUGGUAGGAGGUCAAGUUAAAUUCCUCGCGUAAGACUGCAGGCAUAUAACAGGACAUAGGCCUUUCCCUCUCGCUGUUUAGACACUCGAUAUCGGAUUGGACCAGCGUAGUCCACUCCAAUCACUUGGUACGGGUUGGUCCCUUGAGUACGGGUAGUCGGCAGGUUUCCAGGCGGCGGGGCUGCAUAUGCCGAUGCUUGAAACUUCUUGCACCCAUGACAGCUCUUGCGCACUUUCUUCGUCAGCUGUCUCAAUUUUGGAAUCCAGUAACGGGCACGAACCCUGGCCAUUGUUAGCCCCACUCCCCCAUGCAUUGUUUCUUUGUGUGCUUCCUCUACUGGUCGGAGGCCAAGUAUGCUGGUUUCUGGUAUGUAAACUGGAUACUCUCCUUGUAUUCGGCUCCAGCACUCUAAUAGUCCCUCCUGGUUUGGCUGUAGGUUCAACGCCACGCGAUCUCGUUCAAUGUCACAACUCCUCUGAGCCUGUUUCUCCCAGAAGAGCCUCUGGCGGUUCGUCUCUUCAGUUGUCAAUGGUCCUUUAAUGCGUGGUGUUCCUCGGCUACGGAGAGAGUUGUGUGCGAAUCUCCGCAUCCACGCACAGAUACGUACAGCUUUCUGUAACUGAAACCUGUGUAGUACUUCUGCAAUCUCGUUCUUCUCGUUUACUGCGACUCCGAGCACUUUCUGCACAAGUUUGACUUCAGUUUGGCUUUCUUCUGACGGCUCGUUUAGUACAUCCGCUGGCCAAUGUUCUGGAAAUCCAAGCCACUUUGGUCCAUGCCACCACAGAUCGGCUUUCUCUACGUGCCUUCCACGACUUGCAAGAUCAGCGGGAUUCUCUGCUGUGGGAACAUACCGCCAUGUCACCUCUUUGUGACUGUUUAUUUUUUGCACGCGAUUGGCCACGAACUGUUUGUACUCUCCUUGCCCUCGAAUCCAGUACAAGGCCACUGAACUGUCCAGCCAGCAGUGUGUACUUCUUACAGGAAGCCCGUCCAGAGCGUCUUUCACGUUGUCAACAAGGUUCACAGCCAUGUGACCAGAGACCAGUUCCAACCGCGGGAUGGUCAGUCCUUGUUUGGACAGUCUCGAUCUGGCUGCAAUUAGGCCCUGCUUAGUUCCGGAUGCUUGUCGGAUGACUGCAUAAACGCAAGCUGCGACUCCAUUGGAACACGCGUCUCCAAACGAAUGCAGAUCGAUUUGCUCGAUUUCCUCUCGAUGAACAACCAGAGAUCUCGGUACCGCAAACCUUUCUGGUAGUCUGCUUUCCCACUUGACCCACAGCUUGGCAAGGUCACGUGAUAGGUGUGCGUCCCAGGCUCCUUUCGUAUCACAAACUGCGCGGUAGACGAGUUUGCCACAAAGUGUCUCAGGCGAGACAAGUCCCAGGGGGUCAUAUAUCUUAGCUAGCUUAGCUAAGAUACCUCUCUUAGUCAGCGUUGCUUUCUCUGGUGGGACUGUGAUGCUAAGUGAGUCUUGUUCUUUGUUCCACAGGAGUCCAAGCUUACUAGAAAAUGUUCCUUGUGGGACUCCUAACUGCUGCUUUGCGUAGGUUGGUUCUCCUUCUUCUUUAGGAGACUGCUCUGAAUCCAACUCAGGGACGUUUGAGUGCCACUUGUGCAGGUUGAAACAAGCGUCUUGGAAGAUUUCUUUAGUCUUAUCUUUUAGUUCUCGAGUCUUGCACACUGUUGUUGACCCCGAGAUUAAGUCGUCAACGUACAGUUCCUUGCGAAUCUUGGCUACUAGUUCUGGCUCUCUCUCCUCCCAGUUGUUAAAGUGAAUCUCGAUCACUCCCCCCAGCAGAAAGGGAGAUGGCGCAAGUCCAAAUAGAGCUCUGGUAAAUCUCAGGGUCUCCAAUGGCGAUUGUUCGUCUCGGCGCCAGUGAAAGCGCAUUGCGUCUCGGUCAAUCUCCUUUACUCUCACUUGUAGAAAUGCUUUCUGUAAAUCGCCAGUAAUGGCCACAGGGUUAAAGCGCCCUCUUACUAGAACGCUCCAGUGUUUGUUCUGAAGAGGUGGGCCAGUAUACAAACAGUCGUUGAGUGAAGGGGCGCUGUUGAAGGCCCUUGCCGAAGCGUCGUAUACAAUUCGCAGUUUCGUUGACUCUGCCGUGGCUCUCACGACAGGUUUGUGUGGUAUGUAGAAUUCUCGGCCGUUGACUGAGGACUCUUCUGCUCUCUCGACAACUCCUCCUUUUUUCUGCUCCUCGAUGAUUUCUCCGUAUUGACUUGUAAGUUUCUGACGCUCAAGCUUCUUGUUUAGACUUGCAAGUCUUCGUAGACUUCCGUCCUUAUUGUUUGGUAGCACAGGAUGAUUUCCUCGCCAAGGUAAACCAGUCUCGUACCAGCCCUCCUCAUGUCGCACAAGCUGCUCUUUGAAUUCGGCAUACACGCUGCUCUGGUCGUUAGGGGGUGUGUCAGACAAGCCAAGUAAAUCAAGACGACAAAGUUCCUCGUAGUCCACAUGUGAUGUUUGAGUUAACAGUACGUUUGUUAAGUCCAGAGGUUCUUUUCCUGGAGAUAUGAUAAUCCAACCGAAUUUCGUCAACUCAGCCACAGGCUGCUCAGGCUCACCGAUCUUCGGUACGCUCUCGGUUUUCAAUUUAGCGAAGUCACUGGCUCCUAGUAUUAUGUGCACUGGUAAGCGACUCUUUGUGUCCACAUCGUUCAUAACAACUCCCGACAAGUGUGGGUUUCUCGCGAUCACUUCUUGAUACUUUGGGUUUUCUAGGAUAAGCAGUUCUCCUUUGUCUACUUUAGUGACUUCCACGGGCAUUUAAAAUUUUCUGUUUUCAUCAGAAAUGGUGAUAGUAGCCAGCUCCACUUCUCUUGUUGACGCUCCUAGCAACAUCUCUAUUUUCCGGACUUCUUUCUUGUGCCCAAUGCUUGAAAUGCGGUCCAAAAGGGCUGCAGAUGCGUACGAGCUCCCAGCACCUGCGUCCAACAAAGCGCGACAUUUAAUUCCUUCUACUUCGACAACAACAACUGGAUAUGUCACAUUUCCGGUUGGAAUUCCUAUGGCGACAAGGAGUGGAUUGGCUUGGUUCUCUUGCUCGUGACAAAUGGACGUGUGAUGUUUGCGAUCACAGAUCUGACACCUCUAUUUGCCCUUACACUCAUCAGCGCGAUGUCUUGUACCGGUGCAAUUAAAGCACAGUUUUUUCUCUGAUAGAAUUUUCUGUCUCUCAUGAACACUUGUGACCUUUGUACAAUUAAUUGCUCUGUGAUUGUCAUCUUCGCAGUAGACCCACUGGUUUCCGGAACGCGGCUUUGAUUGAUGUGUAUUGAAGAUAGGUAGGGGCGGUUUAAAUUGUUGAUUUCUUUUCCCUGUUUGGUCUUUCUCUAAUUUUUCUACGGCAAUCUCUUCCACUGGAUUAAUUUGGGUCCACUUCUGUAGCUCCCUCAAAAGAUCUUUGAACCCCCAGUCUUUCCAGCCUUGAUUCCCACGCACCAAAUCAGCUUUGAUUCCUUUGAGCUUGUCUAAAGUACAUCUGACGUUUCCCUUGACAUCUGCGAGUUGUCCGAGCGUGUCUAAACUUUGUACGUUGAAGCGCAGUUAUUUGUAGAACUCUUUGACCUUUCUCGGAUUUGCGCCGGUAAUAAUUGGCAGCUCCAUAAUGUUCUUAAUAUACGCAUUAACAAUCUCUGUCGGCUGUCCAUAUUCCGCUUCGAGAAUAGCCUUUGCGUUUGCGUAUCCUUCAUCUGUAAAUGGUAGCCCGUCAAUAUCCUUCCUCACGUGCUUCUCCAACAGCUCUUUCAGAUAUCCAAAUUUAGUGAGGGGUGCCAGAUUAGAAGAAUCUAUUUCGGAGGUAAAUUUUCCGCAGAAUGGGAGCCAUUCUUCUAUCUUUUCAUUGAACUUCGUUAUGGAUAAUUUGGGGAGCUUGGCGGCUGAAGACGAUUUGCAUUCUUCGGUCGUUUUGGGUGGUUAAUUUUUGCUGUUUGCGGUCUUUCUCAAACUUUGCUUUCUGCUCUAAAAUCUCUCUCUCAAACUCCAUCUGCUGUUUAUGAUUCUCAAACGGUCUUUUCUCCUGCUUUUCCAUAUCUAUCGCUUGGAUUGCGGAUUGAACUCUUUUUGUUGCUUGGUCGGCUUUCUCGAGGUGUUGUUCGAUUUCUCCGCUCCAUGUUUUUAUCGUGUCCUCGCUCUCUCCUUUCGUGAACUUCUUUUCCUCUACUGCGGACUUAAGCGUAUCCACUGCACUAACAAUACUUGCAAUCGAUGAUUGGUGGCGCUCCAAAGAUUGUCAUUCUCGGUUUUCCACGAUCUCGUCGGUUUGGUGGAGCUUGAAGUAAAGCAUUUUAACUUUGGUGUCCAACUCUGCUAUUUGUUUCUCCGUCAUAUUUGCUCGGGUCGGAUUCUUGCUCUUGUUCGAGCACUCUCACUUUCGUCUCGUCCCGUCGGAGGUGCCACUUGUGUUGUAAAUUACUUUAAUUCUCUGCUCAACGCUAACCACUCUCGAUUACAAUAUUCACUCUCGAAGAAUUUUCCACCGCUCGCUCAUUAAAUAGAUCGACUAAAUCACUCUCGUGUACAAAAAUCUCUUAUUGUCUCUGAUCAGUUCCAGUAAAAUAUUAACCGCGUCACACCCUUAUUUAAUAUUGCGUAAUCACAUUCUCGACACAAGGACAUAAUGAAUCUAACUUCCUAAUCCGUUUUGUGACCAGCAUAUUCUUGAACAGACUAAUGCAAUCCUUCCUCCACUCAAAAUUUAUUGUAGAGUAUUCUAUUUUACAUAGAAAAAUCGCUGAAUGAGGGUCGUGCUAGUAAAAAGGGGCAGAAUAAGGUGUAUGUGGUUAUUUUACUUUUCCCGUGCGAAAAACUGUGAACUUUGGUUUUUUUUAAUUAGUUCUUACAAUGUCGCUUUUUACCGACAAAAAUCUUACUCAGACUAUCGACUUCAGUUAUAUCAAUAUUUAUCUCCCGAGUUUCAUUAUCAGAAACCGCUGAAGCCGAGCCAUAACUUUUUUUAGAAUGUUGUAUAAAAUGAAAGGAAAAAGCAACAGAGGAAGAGAAAAGGAUCUUUUUAGCGAACUUUUAAAGAAUAAAGUGACUCUCACUCGGACUAAAAGUUCCAAUGUUAUUCGUCGAAAGGGUCUCCUGAGAAAAUGCUAGGCAAAAUGGCAAAGAUGGACAACGAACUGAAAGAAGUUAAGGAAAUGCUGUGUACUUUGACACCCCCAGUGGGAGAAAGCAAGGAGGAAGGUCAGUUGAAUUAUACAAUAAACGUUAUCCUGCUUAACCACAAAUUUAGCCGUAGUCAACAUGGCCUGUAAGUGAGAGAGGGAGAGAUCAUCCUAUCUUAAAGAGAUUCAGUUUUUAAAUUUAGACAAUCUCUGGAAUAGUCUCAGCGGUGUGCUUUCAUUCCCUUCAAUUAUUUAAACUUUCACCCGUAAUUAGCCUGGAAACAUUAUAUUUUAUUAGAGUGGGGAACGAAAUAAAAUAAAGCACAUUUUUAAAGAAAACACUGGCAUUAAGUUCGGCUCGAUGUUAGAAACUAACAGAGUAGGUUCGACUGCAUUUAUAAGCUAAAUGGCUUUUGGUCAGUAAAUUAUCUUGAAUCAUACAUUGUUCCUUUUUUUCAUUGUCCAAGUAAUUAUUUUGGCAAUGGUGUCGCACUCGUUCGCUUAUUUAAAUUCAGUGCCGAAUACCUAGUAGCAUUAGAUGUGAUUCACAUAUUUCUGAAUAAAAUAACCAAACCCUUCCUUCACUCGUAUUGUGGAGUAUUCAAUUCUACAUGGGAAAAUAGUUGAAUGAGUAUCGUCUUGAGUAAAAUAGGUUAGAAUAAGAUGUAUGUGGUUAUUUUACAUUUCCUGAGGAAAAGACUGUUGACAAAACCUCUCACUUCAUCACAGGCGAGCCUCCGGUUUUCUGCAGCACUUCUGAUGAAACUGCGUGACAAAGAAGGCAGAAAGGCGUUGUUUGGUUUUCAUUUAUUUGUUCGUAGUCGCGCUAUAUCCCGGUAAAGCCUUGCUCAAACUACGGCUCAAGUGAUAUGAAUAUUUAUCUCCUGAGUUAUUUAUUUUACGACAGAGUUUUACUGUCAGACACCGCUAAAGCCGAACAAACAGAGUAGGUUCAACUGAAUUCAUAAUCUGAAUGGCUUUUAAUCAGUAAGCAUGAAUCACACACUAAAACCUUUUGGCAUCGUCCAAGUAAUUUCUUUGGCAACGGUAUCGUACUCAUACACCUAUUCAAAAUCAGUGCCGAAUACCAGAGAGGUACCACAAUUUUCAAUGCUGCAUUCAUUAGAUUUCUUUCUUAUUUUGCUACUGCUAGGUAUUUUUGAUCCAACUGAGCUUAUCAGUGGAAUUCGCCAGCUGUACAAGACUCGCGAGGGAUGGCUCACACCAUUUCCAUGGUGUGAAGAGUUUCAGUUUUUUCUUGGCAAUAUUUUUACAAGGCUCAAAGUGGUCAGAAGAAAGAAAACGAGAGGAGAAAUCACUGACGUAGUUGUUGAGAUGUCGUCAAUACUAGACCCGUAUGAAGAGUGUUCAGCGCCGAGAACAGUGUUGAUUGAAGGAGAACCUGGUAUGGGAAAAACCACCUAUUGUAAAAAGUACGCUUACGACUGGGCCACUAAACAGAGAGAGCCUGAGGGCUGCGGCUCAACAGCAUUUAAAGUGGUAUUGUUGCUGAAAUGUCGAGAUAUCCAUUCUGACGUUUGGGAAGCCAUUGAUGAUCAGCUGCUGCCCCGAGACAUCGAUGAAGAAGUCAAACAACAAUUCUUUCUGUUUAUUCGUGAAAAUCAGUCCAGCAUUUUAUUGAUAUUGGAUGGAUUGGAUGAGUUACCGUCCAGUAAAUUGUCGAUGUUUUCCGAAUUGAUUGAAGGAAGAGUACUCCCCAGAUGCCACAUAGUUGCAACAGCAAGACACGAAGUUGGAAAAGAGGUGAGAAAAUAUUGUGACGCGCUGCUUCAGAUUGAAGGAUUCACUGAAAAGCAUGUGAAAGGAUUUGUCACCAAGUACUUCAAAGAAAGGACGGAUUUAGCCACCAAGCUCUCGCAACGGAUGUCGCGUGAUAAAAACCUGAGAGAAAUAGCGGCCAAUCCUCUAAACACAGCACUUCUUUGCCUUUUAUGCGAAGAGUUUGAGGGCACACUCCCCGAAAGCAGAGCUCAACUGUACUUGGAUAUGGUUGAAUGUGUUUUGAGAAGAUAUAGAAAAAAAAAGGGACUACUAGAAACGAUCGAAGACUUGACAAACUAUUACAAACCGCAAUUGAGUCACCUUGGAAAGGUAGCGUUGAAUGGUUUACUUGACGAUAAUCUGGAUUUUAAUGUAAGUGAAUUGAGAAACCAUGCAAAAGACCUGACUGAAUUUGGAUUUCUGUCAGUGCAGCCUGGUGGCAGCAAACUGAAACAAACACUGCAUUAUGCCUUCUUACAUAAAAGUUUUCAAGAAUUCUUUGGAGCAUUCUUCAUUUGUUCUCAGAUUCAAAGCAAGGAAAUGAAACCUGAAGAACUAGUUUCCGAUCCAAGGUAUUUCGUUCAACUUAAACAAAUACUUUUGUUUUCGUGUGGAAUUUUGGCCAUGAAAUGCGAUGAACAGGUUGUGGCUCUUGUAAAGAGUUUAACAAAUGAAGUCAACAAAAAUGAAGGCGGUGGUGCAAAAAUUGUAUUGGAGGUCAUCAACGAAUGCAAAAGAGAAAAAAGUGAUUUUCACUCGCAUUUAUCGAAGUCGUUUGGAACUGGUUUGAAUCUGACCAAUUUGGAUUUGUCUUGGAAUGGUAUUAGUGAUGCGGGUGCUACAUGUAUUGCUGAUGCAAUCAAAGUGAACAAGACGCUAACCAAUUUGGAUUUGUCUCGGAACGGUAUUAGUGAUGCGGGUGCUACAUGUAUUGCUGAGGCAAUCAAAGUGAACAAGACGCUAACCAAUUUGGAUUUGUCUUGGAAUGAGAUUAGUGAUGCGGGUGCUACAUGUAUUGCUGAGGCAAUCAAAGUGAACAAGACGCUAACCAAUUUGUAUUUGGCUAGGAAUGGUAUUAGUGAUGCGGGUGCUACAUGUAUUGCUGAGGCAAUCAAAGUGAACAAGACGCUAACCAAUUUGGAUUUGUUUCGGAAUGAGAUUAGUGCUGCGGGUGCUACAUGUAUUGCUGUAGCAAUCAAAGUGAACAAGACGCUAACCAAUUUGUAUUUGGCUAGGAAUGGUAUUAGUGAUGCGGGUGCUACAUGUAUUGCUGAGGCAAUCAAAGUGAACAAGACGCUAACCAAUUUGGAUUUGUCUUGGAAUAAGAUUAGUGAUGCGGGUGCCACAUGUAUUGCUGAGGCAAUCAAAGUGAACAAGACGCUAACCAAUUUGGAUGUGUCUUGGAAU
Molecule: messenger RNA, 27609 nt
Organism: Pocillopora meandrina
Lineage: Eukaryota; Metazoa; Cnidaria; Anthozoa; Scleractinia; Pocilloporidae
Source: the annotation of a GenBank genome assembly